Messenger RNA from Carlito syrichta (Philippine tarsier), 2317 nucleotides. RefSeq names its product sciellin (gene SCEL). The coding region runs from base 16 to 2070 and encodes 684 amino acids. The transcript is spliced from 32 exons. The record is from RefSeq and is a predicted model, not a curated record. NCBI's taxonomy places the organism in Eukaryota, Metazoa, Chordata, Mammalia, Primates, Tarsiidae. Gene Ontology annotation, biological process: epidermis development. Gene Ontology annotation, cellular component: cytoplasm.
UUAUUGGAAGACAGCAUGUCCAACUUCACCUUGAGAAAAUCAUCUUCCCCAGGAAAUGAGAUGAAGAGCACCACUCAGGGGACCAUGCAGAAGCAACAGGGCUUUCACGAGGUGCAUAAAAGAAGAACUUUCCUGCAGGAUAACAGCUGGAUAAAGAAACGUCCAGAAGAAGAGAAAGAUGAAAAUUAUGGUAGGGUGGUUCUCAACCGACACAACUCCCAUGAUGCCUUGGACAGGAAAAUAAAUGACAGAGAUGAGCCAAAAGCUACAAUUAGUCGGUAUAGAUCUGAUGACACUCUGGACAGGAUCUCAGACAGAAAUGAUGCUGCUAAAACAUAUAAGGCCAAUACCUUGGAUAAACGACUAACCAAUAGGAGCAUGUCCACAUUUAGAUCACCAGAAGCAACAAAGUCGCAACCUGGCGGGUUAUUGAGUACAAACUCCUUCAACUCCACCGUGUCCACCUCUGCUACUACUCCUGUAAAGAAAAAGAGACAAUCCUGGUUCCCACCACCCCCUCCAGGUUAUAAGACCUCCCCAAGCAGAGAAACCAGCAGAAGGGAACCAGCUGUUCACCCUCCAAUACCUCCAAAGCCCAGCUCUCCUUUGACUUCUCCUAACCAGCUGAGACAGGACAAAAGGCAGAUGUCUCCAUCUAGACCUGGUAUAUAUACAGAAACCAGCAGAUCUGCUGAAAGAAAUAUAAGGAGUCAGGAUCUCGAUAACAUCGUCAAAGUGGCCACUUCACUUCAGAAAACUGACAAAGGUGAAGAACUGGAUAAUCUCAUCAAAAUGAACAAAAGCUUAAAGAGAAAUCAAGGUCUUGAUGGUCUCUUCAGAGCAAAUCCAAAGACAGAGGAAACAGAGAAAAGAGCCAAAAGCCUUGAAAGUCUCAUCUAUGUGAAUACCCGGACAGAUAAAGAUGGCAAAGGAAACCAGAGCCCUGACAGUUUCAUUAAAGAAAAUCCCAGACUAGUCAAGAAUGACAAAGGAAACCAAGAUCUCGAAUCUGCUAUCAAAGUGAAUGCCAGGACUGAUAACACCAUCAGAGGAGGUGAAAAUCCUGCUAAUGCUAGCAAAGUGAAUCCCAAAGGAAAUGGAAAUACCACUGGAAAACAAGACCUCGAUGGGCUUAUUAAAGUGGAUCUUGAAACAAAUAAAAAUAUUAGGAGGGGACAGAGCCUUGACAAUCUCAUCAAAGUGACCCCUGAAGUAAACAGAAGUAACCAAGGUGCCAAAGACCUUAAUAACCUCAUCAAAGACAAUCCAAGAACAGGAAAAAGUAUGCAAGGGGUCCAAGGUCUUGACACCCUCAUCAAGGUGACUCCUAAAAUGGACAGAACUAAUCAAGGAAAACAAGACAUGGACAAUCUUACCAAAGUGAUGCCCUCAGCAAACAAAAGCAGUGAACAAAGUUUCGAUGAACAUAUUAAUAUAAACCCCAAAGCUAUCGGAAAUCAAGAUCUUGACAAGCUCAUCAAAGUGAAUCCAGAAAUUCUCACAAACAACCAAAGAAACCAGGAUCUCAAUAACCUCAUCAAAGUGAAUCUUGCAGUAAUCAGAAACAAUCAGAGCCAAGACUUGGACGAUCUUAUUAAAGUGAAACCUUCAGCUCUCAGAAACAGUAAUCGAGACCAGGAGCUGGAUACUUUAAUUGAAGUAAAUUCUCAUAUGUCUCAAAAUAAGAAUGGAAGCUCCAAUGCCGGAACCAAGCAUGUGGGCUCAAAGGACACUGUUGUAUACACAAGGACAUAUGUGGAGAAUAGUAAAUCAUCAAAGGAUGGAUAUCUGGAAAAUAUCUCUGGAAAAUACAUACAAACUGUUUAUUCAACUUCAGAUAGGUCUGUCAUUGAAAAAGAUAUGUGCACUUAUUGCCGAAAACCUUUGGGUAUAGAAACUAAAAUGAUUUUAGAUGAAUUACAAAUUUGCUGCCAUUCUACUUGCUUUAAGUGUGAGAUAUGCAAACAGCCUUUGGAAAAUCUACAAGCAGGUGACAGUAUUUGGAUUUAUAGACAGACAAUACACUGUGAACCUUGCUACUCUAAAGUUAUGGCAAAGUGGAUUCAAUAAUUCUGGCUCAUGGAAAUCAAGAUGAAAAGCCUUAAGGAAUAAAAGUUAAACGUUUUAUUUUAAGAAUAUGUAAUUUAGAAAAGCUUUUACAUUGAAGAUCAACUCAUAUAAAAGUAACAGUUUUGCUAUUGCAUAAAUCAUCUAAUUGCUUUCAAUGGGGUCAUACAAAUAAAAAGAACCAUCUGGUAUCUAGCUAGAUUUUGUGAUAAAAAGUUUACAUGGAAUAAUGCUUCUGAUAGGCAGUGAA